Molecule: messenger RNA, 1246 nt
Organism: Silurus meridionalis
Lineage: Eukaryota; Metazoa; Chordata; Actinopteri; Siluriformes; Siluridae
Exons: 5
Coding region: 161-1105 (314 amino acids)
Biological process (GO): lipid transport; lipoprotein metabolic process
Cellular component (GO): extracellular region; membrane
Molecular function (GO): lipid binding
Source: RefSeq, a predicted model, not a curated record
CAAGAGAUUCCACAUUACCACAAAUGAAAAGAAGUGUUUCACUUUAAGGCUAGCAAUAUAUCACAUCCAUUUACACUUUAUCACAACACUCUCAGUACGAUCCUGGCUUUCAACCUCAACAGCAGUGUUGAUCUUUCGAUCCAGCAACAACAUUCUUAAAAUGUCAAAGCACAUUGAUCUCGCUGAGAAGCCACCACUAGAUGAAUCCAUAAUCAGCAGGAUUAUCAAAAUAGGUGGCCAAGCCCUACCUGGCAUGGUGCGUUCCCGCUCCAUUCCUAAAUCUGACCAACACAUCGAAAGAGAAGAGCUCAGUGUGCAGGACGACGAUGCAGAUUUCAUGGAAUGGUGGCUGUCAGAGAAAACCUGGAAGGAAUUUGAAGAUCCUGGUGCAGAGAAAGAUGAUGCAGAAUCCCUAAAAAAGAAAGCAGAAAAUCUGAAAAAAGCUCUUUAUGUGUAUACUUACCUCCUCCGUGAACGAGGAACAAUUCUGCAGGGUCACGUUAAAGAACUAGAGAAAGUGGCCAAAAAUACUGACAAUAAGGUGAAGACUGCAAAUAUUACUGGGGUAACUGUUGGGGUUCUAGGACUGGCAGCUGCUGUCAUAAGUAUUAAAUUUGCCCCAUUGUCCAGGGGGGCUUCAUUUACAGUGGCAGCACUUGGGUUUGGAGUUGCAUCAUUCACAGCUUCCAUCUUCAACAACCUCGAUAUGGAUGUGGACAGCAUGAAACUAAAGAUGAUCUUCGAAGACUUUACCCAGAUAGAGGAAAUUGAGAAGUGUCUAAUAUUUAUCAGCACUCAUGUGGAAUGUUUGAAGAGAUAUGACUUGUCCACAUUGAAGGAAGUGAGUUGGAAAACAGAAAAGGUUGUAAGAAUGGCACAUAUUUUUGGAGACUGUGUCAAAGUGAUCAGUGCAGUCAGUAAGUGCUCAGGUCUGAUCCACGGCUUCAUGAUGGGCAUGAAAACAAACUUCGGCGGAGAUGACAGCAAGCAGCUGGGCGCCAAAUCCAGAUUUGCCAUGCAAAUCCGUGUAAUAACAAAGCAGAUGGAAGCAGUCCUUGAUGCACUGAUGGUGUUUCAAACAGAGGUGGAAUCUGCAGAUAUGUAGUACAUGAUUUGUGCAUACUGUGUAUUAAAUAUUUUUCAUAUUAUAUAGAGUAUAUUUCAUAAGUACUACUAUAUAUACCUGUAAUGAAUAUGAUUCAAAGAUAAAUCUAUUUACCAUAGCAUUCACUGGCACAUAGUCACA